Lepisosteus oculatus (spotted gar) is the source of this 2081-nucleotide messenger RNA. RefSeq names its product nitric oxide synthase interacting protein (gene nosip). NCBI's taxonomy places the organism in Eukaryota, Metazoa, Chordata, Actinopteri, Semionotiformes, Lepisosteidae. Gene Ontology annotation, molecular function: ubiquitin protein ligase activity. The record is from RefSeq and is a predicted model, not a curated record. Gene Ontology annotation, cellular component: nucleus.
UCGGAGCAUGACGAGUGCUUCGAGUUUCUUGGAAAGCACAUAUUAAUGUACUAAGGGGUUAUAGUAUUAUCAUUCUGAUUCCAUAUUUAUCUCUUAGGCGUCUGUGGUCUGCUGCAGCUGGGAGGGGUACAGUUGUAAAAGCAGGCGGUUGCACAGAGGUGUGUCAGGAGCGCUGGGUGGUUAUUAGUUGCGGUUGUAGUGGAGGCGGAACCUUAGUCCGCGCAUCCGCAGUUGCACCUGAGCGCGGAGCAGAUCCGGUGCUGCACCAGUUCCGGCAAGACGGUGUUUACAGACAAUAAGAGGUCACGAUGACCCGUCACGGGAAGAACUGCACAGCAGGAGCUGUGUACACCUACCAUGAGAAGAAGAAAGACACAGCCGCCUCUGGCUACGGCACUCAGAGCGUUCGCCUGGGCAAAGAUGCUAUAAAAGAUUUUGACUGCUGCUGCCUGUCGCUCCAGCCUUGUCGGGAUCCUGUGGUCACGCCAGAUGGGUAUCUGUACGAGAGGGAGGCCAUACUGGAGUAUAUCCUGCACCAGAAGACUGAGAUCGCCAAGAAGAUGAAGGCUUAUGAGAAACAGAAACGUGCUCAGGCCAGUGAGGAGAAACUUCUUUCUCGGGCUUCUGAAGACUCCAAAGUCAAGUCCUUCCUUCAGAAAGAGGGCAGCAUUGUUAGCAAACCUCUGAACCCCUUCAGCUCUGGUCAGAGUGCAGGCGAGUCCAGUUCCAGUAACAGGGCCAGUAACUCAGCAACAAGUUCCUCUGCUCUGCCCAGUUUCUGGAUUCCCUGUCUCACCCCUGAAGCCAAACCCACCACUCUGAAAAAACCAGUGAAAACCGUGCUGUGUCCGAUGUCCGGCCGCCCCCUGAAGCUCAGCGACCUGGUGUCGGUCCGGUUCACUCCUCUGGACCCGGCCCUAGACCGUGUGGCCCUGCUGACCCGGCAGGAUCGCUACGUGUGCGCUGUGACCCAUGAUACGCUGGGCAACUCUGUGCCGUGCGCUGUGCUGCGCCCUUCGGGCGCUGUGGUGACAGUGGAGUGUGUGGAAAAACUGAUUCGGAAGGACAUGACUGACCCAGUGAGUGGAGCUAAGCUGACAGAAAAAGACAUCAUUGUGCUGCAGAGGGGCGGGACGGGGUUUUCUGCCUCGGGGGUCGCCCUGCAGGCAAAGGAGUCUCGGCCGGUCAUGCAGGUGUGAGCUCCCGGCUCUGGCCAGCAGGGGGAGCUGUUCCCCGGAGGGAGAGGCCGUGGGAUCUCGCCUGCCCCUGAGUCCGGGAGACUUUCAGCUCUUCAGCUCUCGUACAGUGCAACAAUGUUUUGUUCAGUUAGCGACAUACAGCUUCCCUGCUCUUUGUAAAAACUGCUAUAGCUCUAACCCAGAACACCAACGUGGACUCUUGAGUGAUUGUUAGUUUAAAAAUGCCUCCCUCCUCUCUCCAGAACUAAAGGGUUAGUAAUGAUGAGACAGGAGGGGGCCCGUGUGUUGUCUGAGCGGGCCCUCGCUGUCCCAGCCUGCCCAUCUCAUUCCAGUUGUCCUGCUCCUCGUGGGCCCAGCACAGAGAUGACUGCAGGUCUCUCCCGCUGGCUUCCCAGACAGCAGUGUGUUGUGUUUUGGUCUCAGUGAUGUGAAACCAGGCUGCGCUGAAGGUCAGCAGAUCAGAGCUACAGUGUGACUCCGCUGUGGAGUCCGAGACACCCUGGAGAUUGUACAAACCCAGGGGCUCUGGGGGUCUUCAGUCAGGGGUUAAAGGUCAGUGUGAGGACAGUAACUGGCUCAGUUCAGUCCCUGAGACCCCAGUCCUUCAGGGGCUCUGGGGGUCUUCAGUCAGGGGUUAAAGGUCAGUGUGAGGACAGUAACUGGCUCAGUUCAGUCCCUGAGAGCCCCAGUCCGUUGUAAACAGACAAAAGUUAGGGUUUCGAGGGUCAAUAAUCCACUUCCUCUCCCUGAAAUGAAAUCUCAUCUCUCCUCUUUCUCUCUCUCACCAAGGUGGGUCUGGAUGUGAGAAGCUUUGUUGACAAAAUUGUAUUUUUGAGCUUCUUUGUGUUCAAAGUGGGGAAAAAUAAACAGUUUUAAGUAACA